Molecule: messenger RNA, 1653 nt
Organism: Spea bombifrons (plains spadefoot toad)
Lineage: Eukaryota; Metazoa; Chordata; Amphibia; Anura; Pelobatidae
Gene: CMPK2
Product: cytidine/uridine monophosphate kinase 2
Exons: 5
Coding region: 120-1496 (458 amino acids)
Biological process (GO): dTTP biosynthetic process; dUDP biosynthetic process; dTDP biosynthetic process
Cellular component (GO): cytoplasm; mitochondrion
Molecular function (GO): dTMP kinase activity
Source: RefSeq, a predicted model, not a curated record
GGUUGUGAUGUUCUUCUCCUGAGAUGUUCUUCUCCUGAGAUGUUCUUCUCCUGAGAUGUUCCUCUCCUGAGAUGUUCUUCUCCUGAGAUGUUCCUCUCCUGAGAUGUUCUUCUCCUGAGAUGUUCCUCUCCUUGGUGCAGAGCUGGAGCUCACACAGAACGUUCUCACUGCUGGUCUACAAGUGGAGAGCUAGGUUUAAAUCCUCCCUGAUGAUGGCCAGCUGUCUGAGCCAGGACACUUCAGCCUGGGAAGCCCGUGUGUAUGCUGUGGAUGCCGGCUCCACUGAAGGAUAUACCCAUCCAUUCUACUUUACAUGCCAGGGCAGCAGCCUUUCCUCUGUCAGCCCAUCUGGGUGGCCAGCACUGUCCCAAGGUGGCUGUGCCCAUUCAGUGUCCAUAACUACCCCCCAUAGGAUCAGUGCAGUUAAAUUACAUAAAACAUUGGGGCAGCAGAUGACCCAGCAGCUGGAGGGGAACUGUCACGUUCUAAGGCUCUUCUCAUACCUUCCAAAUGACCCUUUUGGGUCUCUAGAAAGGGGGUUCUUUGUAGUGCAUACAAAACCUUGCCCCUCCAUUGAAAGCAUGUUGGAGACCCUGCUAAAGGAGUACAAGGAGCAAGUUCGCUUCUGCAGCUACCGGGCAGGGCCAGGGGGUGAAAUCUGGCAGAAUAUGCGGAACUUCGAUGGUGAAGGGAAAGAGACCGAAACGUGCCAGGUGGUGAGAGUGGAGGCACCUACACCAUGCCCCCUAGUGGCUAACAUUAAGAGGUCCGCUGUCUUUUACAAUUUGGAGGAUGCUUGUGCUGUCUUGCAAGAGUGUUCAGCAUUCAUUCCUGAUGCUAGCCAUAUUUUAAACCUACUGGAGGAAAAAAAUAAAAUCAUUCAUACUAAAGGAGGCUUUCCAGUCAUUGUAAUUGAAGGACUUGAUGCAACUGGGAAAAGUACUCUAACGGAAUCUCUAAAGGAUUCCAUGAAUGCCACGUUGCUUAAAUCACCCCCGGACUGCAUCAGCCAGUGGAGGAAAAUCUUUGACCACGAGCCGUCCCUUCUAAGGAGAGCGUACUAUGCAGUGGGGAAUUACAUAGGAGCAGCUGAAAUAGCAGAAGCAUCUCAGAGAUCUCCGGUUAUCGUGGACAGGUAUUGGCACAGUACCGCUGCAUAUGCCAUAGCCACCGAAAUAGGAGGCGGUGUGUAUAACCUUCCAGCCAGACAUGAUGCCAUCUACCAGUGGCCAGAAGACCUUCUAAAACCGGACCUGGUCAUUUUAUUGACUGUCAGUGACGUGGAAAGAAUAUUGCGACUACGCAAGAGAGGGCUGGCAGAAACGCUGGAAGAGAAAGAGCUGGCGGUUAACAGCAUGUUUCGGCAAAAGGUGGAAGAAGCAUACAAGAGAAUGGAAAAUCCUGCCUGCAAAAUAAUUGAUGCUAGUGCCUCAAAGGAGGUUGUUUUAAGAAAUGCUUUAUCUAUUAUACAGAAAUAUUGUGCUCUUGCUCCAUGAAGAACCUAUAUGAAAAAAUCAGCGAGGAACUAUGAAUCACAUGGGAGACAUAUUAACGACCCUCCCUGGACAAAUUGCUAAAUAUGAGUUCAUUAACAAGGACACUCCUUUUGGUUCUACGUGAUUGCUCCAUAUUUAAAACUUUUCCCUAGACUUA